Messenger RNA from Pantherophis guttatus, 2728 nucleotides. Lineage: Eukaryota; Metazoa; Chordata; Lepidosauria; Squamata; Colubridae. The record is from RefSeq and is a predicted model, not a curated record.
AGGAGGGAAGGACUUCACAGGGGAAAAGCAAAGGAGCCUCAAGACCUAUACUCGGUCGCCUUCUUCUCCCUCUGUGUUGCCAGUUGGGAAUAAGAAGCAACUUCAUCCUCUGAAGGUCUUUCUUGCAUGGAGACAAAAAGAAUAGAGCAGCAAAGAUGAAUGAAUGACACCGUUAAAUUUCUCAUCGGAGUUUUUAUGACAUUCUGGUUCUGUGAACAAAAGUAGCUUUGAAGACUUUCACUCAUUAGAGGGUGCAGUUGAGCCCAGAGGGAACAUGAACCCAGGAAAACCAGCUUGGGAAGGACUGGCACUUUGUGAUCCUCUUCAGGAGAGGACUGCAAUAGAACAAAAAAAGGCAGGACAGAGGAUCCAGAGUGAAAAAACAAUUACUUUCUGCACAAAGAGUCAACCCUUCAGGGAGCUCCGCUAUCAGGAUGCUGAGGGUCCCCGAGGAAUCUGCAGCCACCUACACCAUCUUUGCAAUCAGUGGCUGAACCCAGAAAAACAUACAAAAGCCCAGAUGCUGGAUUUGGUAGUCCUGGAGCAGUUCCUGGCCAUUCUGCCUCUGGAAAUGGAGAAUUGGGUGCGGGAAUGUGGAGCUGAGACCAGUCCCCAGGCAGUGGCUCUGGCUGAAGGCUUCCUCCUGAGUCAGACAGAGGAGAAGGAGCAAGGAGAGUUGCCGAUAGAGAUGCCUGUUCAGGAUUUGAUGGCUGAGCAUCCUAAGACAAGAAUUGAUCUGUUAAAUCCUUGUCAGAACAAUUCAAUUGGGGGAAUUUCUCUAAAGGAUCUGAAUCGAGACAUGUCACCAGGGGCAGAGAACAGAGACAUAUACCAGCUGGUGGUAGGAGAAACGUAUCUUUCCAAUGAAGCAGAAGCAGAUGUUGGGUUUUCAGCGCAGGGUUCCAUAUCCUUCAAGGAGUUGUCCAUCUGCUUCACCGAGGAGGAGUGGGGUCUGCUAGAUUCUGAUCAGAAAGCUCUGCAUGGGGAGGUCAUGCUGGAGAUGUCUAGGAAUGUGGCUUCUCUGGCAGGCAAUGAACGGAAGAAUGAGAUUUAUCAGGAAUCAGAAGAGGCACCCAUACAGAUUCUAAAAGUUGAAGUGGGAGAAGAGAAUCAAUGGCAACCAAAAAAUGAAGACGGAAUCCGGCUAAACGAUCAACAGGGAAAAAAUCCUCCUCUUUUAUCUCUGGAAAUCUAUGACUUGCUGGCCCAAGAAGGUCUUAAUAGAGAGGGGAUGGGACAAUAUUUCAGUAACCCAUGUGAAUGGAGACAGGAGGGGAACAGGUAUAAUCAGAACUGCCUUCCUCAUUGGAGAGAUGAGAUGGGGGGGAAAGCAUUUGAAUGUAAGGACUAUGAAAACAACUGUAACUACUCCAGUAACCUUGUUUCCCAUCCAAGGAAACACACUGAUGAGAAUCCAUGUAAAUGUAUAGUGUGUGGAAAGAGCUUCACAAGGAAUGAUAAACUUACCGCCCAUGUAAGAAUUCAUACAGGGGAAAAACCAUAUAAAUGCACGGAGUGUGGAAAGAGCUUCACGAGAAAUGACAUACUUAUUUCCCAUAAAAGGAUCCACACGAAAGAGAAACCAUAUAAAUGCAUGGAAUGUGGAAAGAGUUUUAGCCAAUGCAGUAGCCUUAUCUAUCAUAAAAGGAUCCACACCGGGGAGAAACUGUAUCAGUGUAUGGAAUGUGGAAAAAGUUUCACAAGGAAUGAUACACUGAUUUCCCAUAAAAGAACUCACACACAAAAGAAUGGGGAGAAGCCGUUUAAAUGCUUAGAAUGUGGAAAGAGCUACAGUCACUCCAGAAGCCUUAUUUCUCAUGAAACAAUCCACAAAAGGGAGAAGCCCUAUCAGUGCAUGGAAUGUGGAAAGAGCUUCAGCCGAUGCAAUAGCCUUACUUCUCACAAAAGGAUCCACACAGGAGAGAAACCGUAUAAAUGCAUGGAGUGUGGGAAAAGCUUCAAUCACUCCAGUAACCUUAGAACCCAUAAAAAUAUUCACAGAGGAGAAAAACCACAUAAAUGUAUGGAGUGUGGAAAGAGCUUCACAAGGAGCACAGAUCUUACUUCCCAUAAAAGGAUCCACACGGGAGAGAAACCCUAUAAAUGUAUGGAAUGUGGAAAGAGUUUCACUCAUUCCAAUACCCUUACUUCUCAUAAAACCAUCCACACUGGGGAGAAGUCAUAUAAAUGUACCGAGUGUGGAAAGAGCUUCAGUACAAACAGUUCUUUAACAUCCCACAAAAGGAUCCAUACAGGGGAGAAGCCAUAUAAGUGCAUGGACUGUGGAAAGAGUUUCAGGACAAGCAGUUACCUUACUUACCACAAAAGAAUUCACACGGGGGAAAAACCCUACCAAUGCCUAGAGUGUGGGAAAAGAUUUAAUCAUCCCAGCACCUUUGCUUCCCAUAAAACAAUCCACACAAGGGAGAAACAAUAUAAAUGCCUAGAAUGUGGAAUAUGUUUUACACAGAGUUGUCACCUUACUUCCCACAAGAGAGCCACAAUGGGAUUUAACUAUAUAAAUGCUUAAAAUGGGGUGAGACCUUUCAUUCUUGUGACUUGAUAGCCCAUAUCAGAAACAGCAUGGAAAAAACAGGUGCUUCAAUGAGAAUAUUCUGGUUACUUGACCUUAAAGAGAGAUGACCACAUAGGUUAGAAAGUUGGUAAUAUUCCUUCCCUGAGAUGAUGAUGAUGAUGAUGAUUUAUUGAAUUUCUAUACCGCCCUUCU